AUGCUGCUGUCAACACCAACAUUGCUUCUGGUCCUUGCUUACAUGCAACUUGCGCUGUCCAGCAACCAAAACUCCCUCCAUGGCAUCGCCUACAUCUCCGUGACGACAGACAACAUGACGGCGUCUACGCAGUUCUACACCCAGGUUAUGGGAGGGAUGCUGGUGCCAGAUUUGGCCUUCACCUUCAGCGGAGAUUCUCACUACUACCGGAUGUUCCAGAAGGAGAUUCUGGACGCCAGAACACAAGGGGUUGACCCUGCCCAGCUGGGAGUACCGGAUAUAAGGGAUAAGGGUACUUAUGAGGUGCGGGGGAACUUCAUCAUCUUUGAUAACAGCAUUAUCCAGCUGGUAGAGUAUGUUGAAAAAUCAACGUCGUCUGUGUUCGACAUGCGUGACCGUCGCACCAGCUCCGCCUACAUUGGAGCCGCAAUGGCAUGCUUCUGGGUCAAGGACGACGUGGAUUUCAACCACUACAUCGCUGAACUGGAAAGAAGAUCACGUAAUUUGGGUUUUGAUCAGGUUAAGGUCAACAGACCAGUCACAGUUCACAAUGAGGCUGAACGACUAGCCGUACCUGAGAAACAACUUGGCAUUACUUUCGACAGUGGACCCUUUGACGGUUUAUCAAUGGCAUUUUUUAAAGGUCCUAGGGGAGAGCGACUGGAACUGAACCGAAUUACAAAAACAUACAAGUAUUAUCUUGGCAGUGAAUACUGCCAACGCCAAGGGGUGGCGACAGCCCUCUUGAACAAUCACCCUGACAAUCGAUGGAAAAAAGCUGCCGGAGUCAGUGGUCAGACUUAUGGGAUAUUCGAGUUUGCUGUAAGAACAGAUGAUCUUCAAAAGUCCGUCGACUUCUACACACAGGUCCUUGGUACAGACCUGGUUCGUAAACCUCUGGUGGGAGUCGGUCUUCAAGGAGAUGAUGUUGAAAACAUGUUGUUCCAGAAAGAGAUCCUUGAUGCCGAAUCUUGGGGAGUUGACAUUGGACAAAUAGGGGUUCCAAACAUUUCUCUGGCAGGAUCUGGCAGAAGUGAUCUUAGGUUUAACCUGUUUGAUAAUCACGUAGUGAAGAAUGUCGAGUAUACUGCUGGAAAAUCUUUGUCAGAUCCCAAGUUCAAUCCCAGAUACAACUGGAGCAGUCCCGCCUACAUCAACAACAUGCACGUCGCCUUCUUCGUUGACUCCAACGUUGAUCUAAACAAAUUCCUACAGAACGCAGAGCAAAAGGCUGCCAGGAAUAAGUUCACGGAGUUUAAGAUCAAUAGAGCAGUUGAUGUGCAGACAUUAGGAGCUAGCGUUCCUGCAGCACAGUACAGUGAAGAGUUCACUGAUGGACCUCUGAAAGGUUUCAACUACGUGUAUGCUAAGGGCCCAGCAGGGGAACAGCAAUCCUUUGUUCAGUUCAAGGGUCCAGCGGAAGCCAAACUGAAGUCAGCCCUGUUAAAGUAUUCGGCAGUCAACACAGCCUUCAAGGAGACGAAUCCGUGGUUGAAAAAAGAAUACGACGCGUAUUGUUCUAAAUAUUCUAGCAAACCCGUUGUUGGCUAAACUUUCAUUCAGAAAUAAAGUUGAUCAAUUAGAUGCAA
This is a messenger RNA of Haliotis rubra (blacklip abalone), 1589 nucleotides long. RefSeq lists its product as uncharacterized. The record is from RefSeq and is a predicted model, not a curated record. Lineage: Eukaryota; Metazoa; Mollusca; Gastropoda; Lepetellida; Haliotidae. The coding region runs from base 1 to 1551 and encodes 516 amino acids. The transcript has 2 exons.